GAUAAAAGGCUGGAGUGUGGAUUGCACCUCAUCUGCUGGCCGGCUCAAGAUGGACAAAAGUAGGGAAGGCGUGGAGGGGGACGUCAAAUGGGAAAACAAGAUCCAGUACAUGCUGACCGCUAUCGGCUUUGCGGUGGGAAUCGGGAACGUUUGGCGUUUUCCCUACUUGUGCCAAAUCUACGGAGGAGGAGCCUUCCUCAUCCCCUACCUGAUAGCGCUGGUGUUUGAGGGUCUCCCCCUGCUCUACCUGGAGAUGGCCAUAGGGCAGAGGCUGCGCAAAGGAAGCAUCGGAGUCUGGAGGUCCAUCUCGCCUUUUCUGGGGGGAGUUGGCAUCGGCUCUAUGGUUGUGUCUUUCCUGGUGUGCAUGUUCUACAACACCAUCCUGGCCUGGGUGUUUUGGUACUUUUUCAACUCCUUCCAGAACCCUCUACCUUGGAGCCAGUGUCCACUCAACGUUAAUCGCACAGGCGUGGAUGUGGAAUGUGAGAAGAGCACGGCAGUCAAUUACUUCUGGUACCGUCAGACGCUCAACAUCACGACUGACAUCGAGACCAGUGGUUCUCUGCAGUGGUGGUUGGUGGUCUGCCUGGCCUGCGCCUGGUUGUUGAUCUAUCUCUGUAUCAUCAAAGGAAUCCAGUCCAUGGGAAAGGCAGUUUAUGUGACAACCACCUUGCCCUAUGUGGUCUUGACCAUCUUUCUGAUCCGUGCCCUUACCCUGCCUGGAGCUGCGGAUGGACUGGUCUAUCUCUUCACUCCUGAUUGGGAGAUACUGAAGAACCCUCAGGUGUGGCUAGAUGCUUCCACCCAGAUCUUCUUCUCUCUCUCAGUGGCCUUUGGAGGCAUCAUAGCGAUCUCCAGCUAUGCCAAUGAACAAAAUGACUGCGAAAAGGAUGCAGUCGUCGUGGGAAUAAUCAACAGUGCCACAUCUCUUUAUGCAGCCAUCUCCAUCUUUUCCAUUCUGGGUUUUAAAGCCAACAGCGGUUUUAACACCUGUCUUAAGGAAAACAUCUUGACUUUGACCAACCACUUUGAGUUUUCCGAUCAGAACAUAACAACCGAGAACUACGACCACUGGGUUGAGUAUCUGAAUUGGACCAGUCCUGUCGAGCUCUCCAGCUUGCAACUGAGAGACUGUGACCUAAAAACAUUCCUUGACCAGAGCGCUUCUGGAACCGGCCUGGCUUUUAUCGUGUUCACUGAAGCAGUGCUGGAGAUGCCUGGAUCGCAGUUAUGGGCUGUGUUGUUUUUCCUGAUGCUCUUCAGCUUAGGUUUGUCCUCCAUGUUUGGCAACGCGGAGGGAGUCCUCAAACCCCUUGCUGAUCUGGAGCUGUUGCCCAAGUCGGUGCCCAAUGAAGUUGUGACAGGGCUCUUCUGCUUGAUUUCCUUUUGCCUUUCUCUCAUCUUCACCAUGGGCUCUGGGAACUACUGGGUGGAGGUCUUCAACAGCUAUGUGGGCUCCGUCCCCUUGCUCAUCAUUGCAUUUUUCGAGACAGUCGGAGUGGUGUACAUCUAUGGAAUGAAAAACUUCAGCGAGGACAUCUAUUUCAUGACUGGGAAGAGACCCAAUGUUUAUUGGAAGAUUUGUUGGACUGUUAUCAGUCCUUUAUUGCUCCUGGUAGUACUGGUGGCGUAUGUGGUCCUCCAAACUCAGAAACACCCCACAUACUUUGCAUGGAACCAAGAUUAUAAACUCUUUCCCAAAACCGAGGUCAAGCCUUACCCAAAUUGGGUGUUUGCCAUCAUCGUGCUGCUCUGUGUAAUGCCCGUGAUCUCCAUCCCCCUGGUGGCUCUCUACAAAGGCAUCCAAAAGAUCAUGACCAUGUCUUCUAGACAUGCAGACCCGAACCCUUACAGCAAUGGCGGCUUUCAGAUGGAAGCGCAGUAACCUUGGCAUUACUGGGUGCAGCAGUAACAACUUUUGUUUAUCAGUACCGUAUUUUUCGGACUAUAAGUCGCAGUUUUUUUCAUAGUUUGGCCGGGGGUGCGACUUAUACUCAGGAGCGACUUAUAUAUGUUUUUUCCCUUCUUUAUUAUGCAUUUUCGGCCGGUGCGACUAAUACUCCG
Messenger RNA from Nerophis lumbriciformis (worm pipefish), 2064 nucleotides. RefSeq names its product sodium-dependent neutral amino acid transporter B(0)AT3-like. The record is from RefSeq and is a predicted model, not a curated record. Gene Ontology annotation, cellular component: plasma membrane. Lineage: Eukaryota; Metazoa; Chordata; Actinopteri; Syngnathiformes; Syngnathidae. Gene Ontology annotation, biological process: amino acid transport; sodium ion transmembrane transport; nitrogen compound transport.